GCGAUCCCAGCAACGGGUUAUCAGCAGCAGUAGCAGAAGUAGUAGUAAAAAAAAGUAGUAGAAGUAGUAGUAUAGCCGCAGUAGUAGUGGGAUAGAGAAGGUACAUACCGCACAGCCCGCCUGCGCUACUCGCUCUCCAUUGGAAUGAUCGUACUACCCGCCGCUGUGUUCCUCUCUCUGCUGGUUUUCUCUCAAGCAGCAAACCCAUGCUGUUCAAAUCCCUGCCAAAACCGGGGGGUAUGCAUGACUGUUGGCCACGACCGCUAUGAAUGUGACUGCACAAGAACAGGCUUCUAUGGAGAAAACUGCACUAAACCGGAAUUCCUAUCGUGGUUGAGGCUGAAGCUGAAGCCAGCCCCCAACACAGUGCACUAUAUCCUGACACACUUCAAAGGACUAUGGAAUAUAGUGAACAAUAUUUCCUUCCUGAGGGAUGCCAUUAUGCGAUAUGUCCUGACAUCCCGAUCGCACCUGAUUGACAGCCCACCCACGUAUAACAGCCACUAUGGAUAUAAAAGCUGGGAGGCAUUCUCCAAUCUGUCCUAUUAUACUCGUACCUUGCCUCCUGUGGAACGUGACUGCCCUACCCCAAUGGGAGUUAAAGGAAUGAAAGAGCUUCCAAGUGCAAAGUUGGUAGUGGAGAAAUUCCUGAUGCGAAGAAAAUUUAUUCCUGACCCUCAAGGCUCCAAUGUUAUGUUUGCUUUUUUUGCUCAACACUUCACACACCAGUUCUUCAGAACAGAUAUGGCCAAAGGGGCUGCCUUCACCAAAGCAUUGGGCCAUGGGGUUGAUCUCAAUCAUAUCUAUGGUGAAAGCUUAGAAAGGCAACAUAAACUGCGUUUAAUGAAAGGUGGCAAACUGAAAUAUCAGAUGAUAAGUGGGGAAAUGUACCCACCAACAGUGAAAACCACAGGAGUGGAUAUGGUGUACCCACCUCACAUUCCAGAUCACCUUCAGUUUGCCGUUGGGCAAGAGGUUUUUGGCCUUGUUCCAGGGCUGAUGAUGUACUCCACCAUCUGGUUAAGGGAGCACAAUCGGGUUUGCGACAUACUUUCCAACGAGCAUCCAGAAUGGGACGAUGAGCGCAUUUUCCAAACUGCAAGACUUAUUUUGAUUGGUGAAACCAUCAAGAUUGUCAUAGAGGACUAUGUACAGCACCUCAGUGGAUACCACUUCAAACUCAAAUUUGACCCAGAGCUGUUGUUCAACCAGAAAUUCCAGUAUCAAAAUAGAAUUUCUGCAGAAUUCAACACCCUGUACCACUGGCACCCCCUUCUACCCGACACAUUUGCCAUCAGUGAAAAGGAAUACAGUUACCCACAGUUUCUCUACAACAAUUCUGUCAUGUUAAACCAUGGCCUCACCGAGAUGGUUGAAUCUUUCAGCAGGCAAACAGCUGGACGGGUUGCUGGAGGUAGGAAUUUUCCUGCUGCUAUAACCAGAGUAGCUGUGGCAUCCAUUGAGCACAGUAGAGAGAUGAGAUACCAGUCACUAAAUGAGUACCGGAAGCGUUUCAUGCUCAAACCCUUUGAGUCAUUCGAAGAGCUAACCGGAGAGAAGGAAAUGUCGGCUGAACUUGAGAAACUAUACGGUGAUAUUGAUGCCAUGGAAUUCUAUCCUGGACUUCUUGUGGAACAGCCACGCCCUGGAGCUAUCUUUGGAGAGACCAUGGUAGAGAUAGGAGCUCCAUUCUCUCUAAAAGGCCUGAUGGGCAACCCCAUUUGCUCUCCUGAAUAUUGGAAACCUAGUACCUUUGGUGGAAGCGUGGGUUUUGAUAUUGUAAAUUCCGCCUCUUUACAAAAGCUGAUCUGCAACAAUGUUAGAGACUGCCCUUACACUGCCUUUCAUGUGCUAAAAAGCAAGCCUUCAGAGAAGGAUUUCAUUAAUGCGAGUUCCGACUCAACACUGGAGAAUGUAAAGCCAUCUUUAAUACUGAAAGAGCAUGCGUCCGAACUUUAGUGUUUUUUCUUCUGAACCACUGUCACCCUUGUAGACACUAUAUGCAAUGCUGGUUGUCUUUCACAACCACAAAGUGGAAAAAAAAGACCAGCAGCAUGUAAAACUCCUGCGUAUACAUCUUUGUGUAGAUUUUUUUUCUUCUUUUUUUUAAAAUUGAAGGGGUUAAUUUAUUUAUUUAUUAUUUAUAAUUUUAUUUUUAACUGUCAUGUCCAGUGCUGCCUCAGAAUGUUUUUUGGUUGUCAUUAUAUAUUAAUAUAUAAUAAUAAUAUUAUUAUAUAUUAAUGAAUAAAUAAAUGUAUGUUUCACAUACAGCUAUUUGCACCAGAGUAUCUUUAGAUCAUUUCUGUGUAUACUUGAAUUUAUUAGAUAAAUGAAACUCACAAAAUCGAGUCUUAAAACAAUAUUCAGUUGUCUUCCAAAAUAUAUUGCCGGUAUAGUGUGUUGUUUUUAUAUUAGUUCUUUCAAAUAUCUUGAAACCCUUACUUGAAAUGUAAUUGCACUGGACAUCGGGCCAGUGAUAGGCCAAACCUGUCAGCUUGGGACAGACUGGUAGAGCCAUUUUAUUCCUUGACAUUAAAGGAACAGUAACGCCACACCAAAAUGUUUUUUUAAAUAAAUAAAUAAAUAUAAUUUACUGUUGCCCUGCAUGGGUAAAAGUUAGCUUUAUAAACACUAAUAUAGUCUAGUUUAGGCUACUAUAGCCAUGGGGGCAGCCAUUUAAGAUGGAGAAAUGGAGUAAAGGCACAGGUUACAUAAGGGAUAUGCUUUGUAGAAUACAAUGGUGCUUUACAGAGCUUAUCAGUUAUCUUCUAUGUAUCCUGUAAAGUGUAGCUCUAUUUCAGUUUCAAUACUUCAAUACCCCUUGGCUACACAGCAGCUUGGUUUAUAUAAACUAUAGUAGUGUUUCUGGAGCAAACACACAACUUUUACCAGUGCAGGGCAACAGUACAUUAUAUCAUAUUAUAUAUUACUUUCAAACAUUUUCACUGUCAUUUUUUGGUACUACUGUUCCUUUAAAGUUAGCUGUUUAAUAAGAUUGAUUUACCAUGCUGCUACUUUUCUUGAUGAUAUUUAAGGAAAUAUAAUAUUGUAUAUAUUAAUAUUAUUUAUAAAACUCUGUUUUUAUAGAAUUGUCACUAUUGUAAAAUUACCUUUUGUAUGGUCGGAGCAGUCUAAAAAAAGUUUUAUGUCUGUGGUCAACAUUCCACUGUUACUGCCAGAGGUUGUGUUCCAGAAUGUAAUUUAUGCUUGAGAUAAUGGAUGUCAUGUAUUUAUUUAAAUUUAAAUAUUCUUUUAUAAAGAUAUUUUUUUCUUUGUAAUAAACAGAUUUAGCACAGAGCAGGUUCUCUGGGUUAUUGAAAAGAAGUGCUGGGUAAUUAGGCUCAUUUACAAUCCACCAUUUUUUUAGUUCGAAUUUCAGUGUCAUCUGCAGCGUUCACUGUUGUGUCAAUAUGUAGACAUCAGAGCAUGCCAAAUGGGCUCACUAGCCCCUGCAGAAGACCCCUCUGAAUGGCAUCAGUGUAUUCUCAGUUUUGCAUCCAUUUGUGCACUUAGCAAUUUGUGCUCGUGUUUGUAAAUGAGCCUUCUAGUGUGAGAAUCUGACAGAAUACAUAAUUCAACUUUCUUUUUCGUAUUCGUUUUUCGUACAGUUAUGUAGAAUAGCAAUAACACUAGCAAGUCGGGUCAUUUUUUUUUUACGCAGACUAGAAGCCUAUGCAAUGCGACCCAGGGCAUUAUAGAUUUCUAUAUGGUUUUUUUUUUUUUCAAAUCUAAUUUUGGUGAAUAAAAGAAAUGGCAAGUCUGUAAUUUGUUAAAGUUUUAUAUUUUGUUGUGACUUCAGCUGUUAUUGUAUGAUCAUGUCACCAUCAGGAAUUUCUCGUUGUUUUUUACUGAACAAAAAAAAAAACAUAUUUUUACAAAUAAAAAUAUUUGGCAAAGA
Messenger RNA from Xenopus tropicalis (tropical clawed frog), 3898 nucleotides. It is a transcript of the gene ptgs2, whose product is annotated as prostaglandin-endoperoxide synthase 2. Gene Ontology annotation, cellular component: endoplasmic reticulum membrane. The record is from RefSeq and is marked provisional. Gene Ontology annotation, molecular function: prostaglandin-endoperoxide synthase activity; peroxidase activity; heme binding. Gene Ontology annotation, biological process: prostaglandin biosynthetic process; response to oxidative stress; cellular oxidant detoxification. NCBI's taxonomy places the organism in Eukaryota, Metazoa, Chordata, Amphibia, Anura, Pipidae.